Sphaeramia orbicularis (orbiculate cardinalfish) is the source of this 1397-nucleotide messenger RNA. RefSeq names its product oocyte zinc finger protein XlCOF7.1-like. The coding region runs from base 40 to 1245 and encodes 401 amino acids. Gene Ontology annotation, molecular function: DNA-binding transcription factor activity, RNA polymerase II-specific; RNA polymerase II cis-regulatory region sequence-specific DNA binding. The record is from RefSeq and is a predicted model, not a curated record. Gene Ontology annotation, cellular component: chromatin; PcG protein complex; transcription regulator complex. Gene Ontology annotation, biological process: regulation of transcription by RNA polymerase II. Lineage: Eukaryota; Metazoa; Chordata; Actinopteri; Kurtiformes; Apogonidae. The transcript is spliced from 3 exons.
AAAUGUCAGUAGUGUGUUGGAGAUUCGCAUGGGUUUGUGAUGGUGUGUGAAAAAAGUGGUGCAAUGCGUGAAAUGCAAAAGCUGAGGGCGUCGGUGGAGCAGAUACUGACUGCAGCAGCUGAGGAGAUAUUUGGAGUAAUAAAAAGAAGCAUCGCAGAGAUUGAGGAGAAACUCAGUGAUUCCUCAGAACAUAGUAAAAGAAACCAGACACUACCGGACACUGUGCACCAAACAGACAUUCUGAUUAGGCCUCAUGUGGACCAAGAGAACCCAGAGCCCCCUCCCAUUAAAGAGGACCAGGAGGAUGAGUGGAUCACCCAGGAGGGAGAGCAGACAAUGAAGCUUAUACUACUAUCAGAGUGUCCUACACACAACCAAAAGCUGUGGAUGGUGAAAGAAGAGCCCCCCCUGGAGCAGCAGGAGAGGAGCCUCAGUCUGGACCAGGUGGACCCAGAACCUCUCCAUAUCAAGGAAGAGGAGAACCUGUGGACCAAUCAGGAGGGAGAACAGCUUCAAGAGCUAGAGGAGGCUGAUAUCACUAAGUUCCCAUCCACUCCUCCUCAUGUGAAGAGUGAAUAUGAUGAAUACAAAGGUCAUUCCUCACAGCUUCAUCAAAGUCAAACUGAGGAGAAUAAAGAGGAACCAGAAGAUGGAGAUGACUAUGGAGAACCAGAACUAGAAAGCAUCCAAAAUAAUGACUUCCCUAGAAGUGAUGUGGCAUGUCAAACAAGACAACAGCAAUGCACUGAGGAUGAGAAAACAUGUAAGUUUUUGUCAGUGCUGGACACACAGAUGACAGCCCACCCAACAAAGAAGCCUUUCAGCUGUUCAGUUUGUAACAAAGGUUUUGUGAGUAAAAGUAAACUUACUGAACAUAUGAUAGUUCAUACAAGAGAGAAGCCUUUCAGUUGUUCAGUUUGUAAGAAAUGUUUUGCACUUAAAAGUAAUCUGAAGAAACAUAUGGUAGUUCAUACAGGAGAGAGGCUUUUCUGCUGUUCAGUUUGUAACAAAGGUUUUGCACGUAAUAGUAAUCUGAAGAAUCAUAUGUUACUUCACACGGGAGAAAAGCCUUUGAGCUGUUCAGUUUGUAACAAAGGUUUUGUUCAUAAAGGUGAUCUUAACAGGCAUAUGUUAGUUCAUACAGGAGAAAAGCCUUUCAGUUGUUCAGUUUGUAACAAAGGUUUUGGCUAUAAACAUAAUCUUGAGAAACAUUUGUUAACUCACACAGGAAAGAAGGCUCCCUAAGUUUAUGACUAAGUUUAUGACUACUUUAAACAUAGAAAUCCAGUUCUGAUACAACAUGAUGAUCUAUAGACGGUAUGCACGUGACGUCACUGCUAGCGGAAGUCACUGCAGUUCCGCCCACUGAGUGGCAGAAAGAGGGAGAUGAGUGACAG